Molecule: messenger RNA, 794 nt
Organism: Choloepus didactylus (southern two-toed sloth)
Lineage: Eukaryota; Metazoa; Chordata; Mammalia; Pilosa; Megalonychidae
Product: serine racemase-like
Exons: 4
Coding region: 133-705 (190 amino acids)
Biological process (GO): L-serine metabolic process; pyruvate biosynthetic process; D-serine biosynthetic process
Cellular component (GO): cytoplasm
Molecular function (GO): L-serine ammonia-lyase activity; serine racemase activity; pyridoxal phosphate binding
Source: RefSeq, a predicted model, not a curated record
UGUCAAAGUGUUAAAGGACUGACUCUAACUUAAUUGGGAACUCUUAAAUGUAAUCAAGUAAGCUAAAUUAAUGUACUCUUGCAGUCCAGAGAAAAGGUUACAAAAAGAAUUAUAGAAGAAACAGAAGGCAUUAUGGUACAUCCCAACCAGGAGCCUGCAGUGAUAGCUGGGCAAGGAACAAUUGUCCUGGAAGUGCUGAACCAGGUUCCCUUGGUGGAUGCAGUGGUGGUACCCGUAGGGGGAGGAGGAAUGGUUGCUGGAAUAGCAAUUACAGUUAAGGCUCUGAGACCUAGUGUGAAAGUAUAUGCUGCUGAACCCUUGAAUGCAGAUGACUGCUACCAGUCCAAAAUGAAGGGGGAACUGACCCCCAAUCCUUAUCCUCCAGAAACCAUAGCAGAUGGUGUCAAAUCCAGCAUUGGCUUCAACACCUGGCCUAUUAUAAGGGACCUUGUGGAUGAUGUCUUCACUGUCACAGAGGAUGAAAUUAAGCAUGCAACCCAGCUGGUGUGGGAGAGGAUAAAACUACUCAUUGAACCUACCGCUGGUGUUGGAGUGGCUGCUGUGCUAUCUCAACGUUUUCAAACAGUUUCCCCAGAAGUAAAGAACAUUUGUAUUGUGCUCAGUGGUGGAAAUGUAGACCUAACCUCCCUAACUUGGGUGAAACAGGCUGAAACACCAGCUCCACAUCCAUCUGUUUCUGUUUAAUCUAUGCUAACAGAGGAGAUGGGAUUUAGUGUCUCUAGACCCUUGGAAAUUUUGUUUUCUUGUCUUUGUCAUGAACUGUCAACUUUCAA